UAUAUAAUAUUUAGUUCACUUAGGAGUGAAUAAAUAUUUCAGACUAAACCCAAAGUAAAAUAUUCUGUUCUAAAGUGCGCUUCUGAGUGAUGGGAAUAAAAUCAGAGACUCGGUCUCCCUCUAGUGGCCAAGCAAGCGUUAAUCGAAUAUUACAGAAUUCAUUUCAUAACACAGCAAAACUUUUUUUGUUUGUUUUUUUUUUUUGUGGAAAUGCUAAAUCAACAGUUGCGUGUAAAAGUUUGCAUUCACCAUGAUGAAAAUUUAAACGUGCCUUUAUUUUACAAUUUAUUACAAAUAAUAGAAUUCCAAACGAUGACAUGUUAGUCAGUAAGAGCUUUUAUCCUGACACUUUGUCUCCCUCUAGCGGCCAACAAGCGCUGCGUGUUAUUUCACACGGAGAAAACCUGACCUGCACGGACUUCAUCAAACAUUAUGUACUCUAAAAUUUUAUCCUUGUUUCCUCUUUGAGUUUGUUCAACAUUUUGAGUUUGUUUGUUUAUUUUAUGUAAUGAUUCAUUACAUCUUGGUGGUAAAAUGUUACAGCAGUUGUGGGAUCUUUUAGAAUUUUAGGUUGUAUUAGUAAGACGAAAAUCAGUUAAACAAUCUAAUAUAUUAUACAUUUAUGAGACAAUAUCUAAUCUAAAAUUGGUGUCCAACAAAAAAAUAUAUAAAUUACGAGUACUUUAAAAGUAAAAGCGUACAACAUAGCAACGGAGAUUUUUUUUACUUCCGGGUUCAUCCCGACGUAUUACGUUGCUAGGUACAGUGUUGCCAGGGUGCGCUGUUUCAAUCCCCGUCAUUUAAAUACGUGCUGGAAGUUAUUUAAUGUUGUGAAAAUAGUAAUUAAUUAAACAUAUUGAAUCCAUGUUGAAUCAUUUAUGAUUACAUCUAUAGUUGAUAGAAAUAUCACCAGACACGAAUAGUACAGAAAAUUAUUCAUUUCUAAUAAGCAUAUCUGGCAACCCCGAGGAAAAACACCCCAAACAAAUCUUAAUAGCAGGUCCGCGCGCCUGCCAAAACAACCUCCAUUCAUGAAUACCGAGGUGACCGUGUUGUAUUUUGCAAAAAGUGCCGAAUUAACCGGAGUGAAAUCGGAGAUAAUCAGAGUGAACUCAGAGCUAACGAGCCUUCAGCUGUGGCAGGAACUGGAGCACAAACACCCAAAACUCUCGGCCGUGCGUGAGCAGGUGGUUUUGGCCGUGAGGAGAGAGUACGUGUCUGUGGGCGAGCAGGUUGUGCGUCUGCGGCACGGAGACGAGGUGGCCGUGAUCCCGCCGCUCAGCGGAGGCUAAACGCACGUCACAG
Molecule: messenger RNA, 1305 nt
Organism: Ictalurus furcatus (blue catfish)
Lineage: Eukaryota; Metazoa; Chordata; Actinopteri; Siluriformes; Ictaluridae
Product: molybdopterin synthase sulfur carrier subunit-like
Exons: 3
Coding region: 1032-1292 (86 amino acids)
Biological process (GO): Mo-molybdopterin cofactor biosynthetic process
Cellular component (GO): cytosol
Source: RefSeq, a predicted model, not a curated record